UUGCAAAUUGGCAGCAAUAAUUUUGUCCUUCCAAUCCAUCAUUGCCUAACAACACCUGGCCUUAGAUAAGCCAGAUAGCAUCCCGUCGCAAAAAUUCCAUCGUUGUCGCAUCACAUUUCCAGCGACCUUAAAGUAUCAUCACUCGCCAUGGCGUCCUUUGUCGAGGAACUGUGGAACUCCAUCUUUACUCCCGGCACCACGCCGACCCUCCUGAUUGCGACCAACGCCACCUUCGCCUGUCUGCAGCUCGUCCUCCUGCUCCUCCUUGUCGCGACCUCGAGCAUCCACUUUAUCAUCCUCUCGGCCCUGUGCGGUGGUCUGUGGUUCGCGAUCAACUGGUUCGCGGUGGAGCUGAAGAAGGAACAGGCCAGAGAGGAGGAAGAGAAGGCAAAGGCGGACACGAUAGCCCGGCAAACGGCGGACGACAGCGAUGAGACCGAGGUAGAGACCGUGGAGGGCAAGGCGAAACCCUUGGUGCGGCCCGUGACGGCGAGCAAGGAGGUCGAGGUCGUGGAGCCGGCGGGCGAGUUGAAGUUAAGGGCUGAGGCGUCGCCUGGGACCAAGUCCGGCGUGAGCACGGAGGAUGAAUGGGAAAAAGUCUCGGAGAACGAAAAUGAGAAGGACAAGUGAUACUCGCAGGGAUAUCACAGGUUGUAGACGAGUUAGGAUGAGAUACGAAUGUUUGUGGUUUUGCGGUUAUUGAUAUUUUAAUACCUCCG
Messenger RNA from Pseudomassariella vexata, 719 nucleotides. Its product is annotated as ER protein Pkr1-domain-containing protein. Lineage: Eukaryota; Fungi; Ascomycota; Sordariomycetes; Amphisphaeriales; Pseudomassariaceae. Gene Ontology annotation, cellular component: endoplasmic reticulum membrane. The coding region runs from base 148 to 630 and encodes 160 amino acids. The transcript is spliced from 2 exons. Gene Ontology annotation, biological process: vacuolar proton-transporting V-type ATPase complex assembly. The record is from RefSeq and is a predicted model, not a curated record.